Messenger RNA from Baudoinia panamericana UAMH 10762, 2690 nucleotides. RefSeq lists its product as uncharacterized. The coding region runs from base 52 to 2676 and encodes 874 amino acids. NCBI's taxonomy places the organism in Eukaryota, Fungi, Ascomycota, Dothideomycetes, Mycosphaerellales, Teratosphaeriaceae. The transcript has 2 exons. The record is from RefSeq and is a predicted model, not a curated record.
CAAUACUCCCUCACAUAGCACUGGAACAGCUUUUGCUCGUUGGACGGCGAGAUGGCGUCUUCGGCAGAGAUGCAGUCAUUCGCCGCGCGCCUGGCAACCUUCCAAACACCGCACCAACUCAGCAAACGACGCGCUUCCUCGCAAAGCAGCAAGAAGAAGGGCGGCAACGGCAACGGCAACAGCAACAGCAACAGCAACAGCAACACGGUAGAAUGGCCGCACAACGAGCCGGCCGUGGAAGAGCUCGCCCGCGCCGGCUUCUUCUACCGCCCCGCCCCGGACUCCCCCGACAACGUGCAAUGCUUCCUCUGCACCGUCAAGCUCGACGGCUGGGAACCCACCGACUCCCCCCUCACCGAACACCUCUCCCACUCCCCCUCCUGUGCGUGGGCGUUGAGUCUCUCCGUCGCUUUCCCAACAGUCGACGAAGAAUUCCGCGAUCCCCUAAGCGCCGAACUGAGUGCCGCGCGCAAAGGCACGUUCGAAGCUGGCGCGGGAUGGGUGCACGAGGAUAAACGGGGUUGGCGGUGUAAAGUCGGUAAGAUGGUGGAGGCGGGGUGGUGUUUCGACCCCUCCCCCGACUCCGAAGAUGGGGCGACGUGUUUUUAUUGUAACCUUAGUCUUGAUGGGUGGGAGCCGAAGGAUGAUCCGUUGGAGGAACACAAAAGGAGGAGUCCGGAGUGUCACUUUUUUGCGCUUUGCGAACGGUAUCAUGGUGUUGGUGCGGCGACGACGAUGACGACGACUGGAGUGAAGAUGAAAGGGAAGAAGGGGAAAGCGAGAGGUAGUGUGGCUAGUAGGGUUAGCUCGCAGAGUGUUGUUAGUAUCAUGUCUGAUGCGCCUGGGGAGCUGAGCGAUGUGGGUACAGCGGCGAUGGAUGAUAGUGUCAUGUCCACUGCUACGACCGCUUCGCAAGCGACGGUCAAGGGCAGGAAGAAGGCUGUUGGGGGACCGGUGAAGGGCAAGAAGCAAGCCAACAAACAGAUCGAUGAUCCACCGGCCGCGCCGGACGUACGUUCGCCAGAGCUGAGCCAGUCCCGCAAGAGUCAAUUACCGGGCUCAUUCCCGGAUUCAAGCAUCCUCUCACCACCGCCACAGCAAGCGCCCGACCCCGUCGUCCCAGCCAAAACGACCAGAAAGAACGGUGGAAGACCGUCCAAGCAAACCGACUCCUCAGUCAUCGAAACCAGCCAGAUGGACGUCCCGCCCAAGAAGCCCACGCGCGGCCGCAAAGCCAAAGCUCAGCCAGCACCAGAGCCGCAACACGAACCGGAAGCGUCGGUGAAUCGGCGCUUCGGCGAAGCCUCCGCGCAGUUGCAGAGGGAGUUGGAAGACUCGUUGACGUGCCCGGAUGCGGAUGCGCCGGAUCAUGAGUCGACGCCUCGGCCUGCAGCGGCGCCGGUGGUGGUGAAGGGAAAGAGGGGUGUUAAGCGGAGUUCGGAUGGGAUGACGAAGGAACUGCAGCUGCAGCAGCAGGAUUUUGCUGUUGCGGCGCCGGCGGGUGGUGUGGGAGCUGCGAGGCUGUCGGCUCCAGAUGAUGCUGCUGCUGCUGCUGCUGCUGCUGAUGUCGUUGUGCCACCGAAGAGGAAGCGGGGGAGGCCUAGUAGGCAGAGUUUGUUGGCUGAAGCUGAAAUAACGUCGGAGCCUGUUGGUGUUACUGUGGAUGUGGAUGAGAAUGUGGAUGUGGGCGAGGAGAUCGUGGUGGUGCAUAGCUCGCCGCCUGCUUUUGUCCCUCCGGCAGUGGCGGCAGCAGAGGAAGCGGCACAGCGCGAGAUGGAAGUGGAAGCCGAAAAGCCGAAGAAAGCAAGCAAGACCAAGAAAGCGCCGGCGAAGAAGGGCAAGGGGAAGAAGACUUCUUCCGCGCGCAGUUCGAAGGCUACGAUUGUUGCGUCUGAACCUGAGCUUGACCCGUGGCAGGAGAACGAGCGUGAUCUCGAGGCGGAAGAGGCGGAGAUUGAGGCGGAGCUUGCACGGAUGGCGAAUGAGCAGGCCGAACAGGCAGUGAUUAUUGGAGCGGAGCAGGAGAGGGUGGAGGAGUACGAACCUUCGCCUUCGCAGGGUCAGCGAGGGGGCAGGCCUGAGCUCGACAAACUUGUGGCGCAAGCAGAAGCGGACGGUCUAAUCGCUGCAAAAGACGAAGCCGAGGAAGUGGCACCGUCGCCAGCAAUGGCUCUGACGAAACAAGCCACACCGACACUCACACCAGCACUCACACCCUCACCCAACGGCAGCGACAAAGAAAAUCACCCCUCCUCCCACACCCACCCCACAACCGCACUGAAACCCGCCACCACCAUCCUGAGCCCCAUUAAACGCAUCCCCCUCGCCCUGGGAACGCCAAACCGAACACUCACCGCCAAACACCCCCUCCUACUCUCGCCCGCAAAACAACCCCUCCACCUCACAUCCACCAAUCCCUGGACGGCGAUAGACCUAGAAACGGUACUUAUGGCUUCUCCCCAACCCACCACUCCUGGCUCGCUGGCGCAAAGGUUGCUCCAAGCGGGCGGUAUGUUGACGGAGAGGGAGAAGGGGAUGAGUGUGGAGGAGUGGGUGCGGUGGCGGGCGGGGGAGGGGGAGAGGGAGUUGAGGAGGAGGUGUGAGGGGUUGGUGGGGGUGUUGGAGAGGGAGGGUGUUAGGGCGGUGGAGGCGGUGGCGGGGAUUGGAGGUUUGUGAUUAUGUGGAUGAGG